CCUAUGACGCGUGCAAUAUGCCAGAAAACGAACCAACACGUCACUUCUGUAUUAUGGAGUCACUGGACGGCAUUUAGUGCAUAGCCUAUGUAAUUUAACGUCGGUUGCGUUGUUCUGUUUCAAGUAACGAGUUUGGGAAUGGAUAUUGAUGGAGACCAGCCUGGGGAUAGGAACUCUGAAGUAACAUCAAAUACAGAGCCAUCCAACUCUAUCGGUAUCGAAGCAAAUCAAAAUUGCUCUGUGUCGACAGCAGCAAAAAUGUCUUCAAACAGCAACCAAACAAAUUUGAAGCAACAAGCUAUAAAACGAAAAAUAGAGCAAUAUUUUCAUAGGCUGACUCAAGGAUGCAAAAGAGAAAAUUGUACUAAUCCAAAUUGUGCAUCAAAUCCUUCGUGGAAAAAGUUAUCAGAAAAUGAUGCCGCACUAAAGGCAAUCAAAUUGGUUCGUGAAAAGGCUGAAAUUUGUUUAUUACAAAGUGAAGAAAUCAAUUCAUCACAGAGUUCUUCUUCUUCCAUAUCUGCUGGGCAUAACAAAUCUGAGAAUGGAAGUACCGGGAAUGUGUCGCUAUCAGAUAAUAUGCCUAGUGCUAUGGACACCAAUAAUAAAACACCUUCAUCCGAUGUGGAAACAAAGCCACUCCUAAGUGAAUCGAAUAUGGAGAUAUUUCGAGUGGAGGAUUUUAAAUAUCUGACAGAAGAAAUGCUUGACGAUAUAAUAAAACAAUGUAAAGAGGAAGAGGAAUUAAAAAAUGCAGAAACUGGCAACACUGACAAACAAGACUCAAAAGAUCCAUAUUUACCUUUAUUUAGAUCAAUUACCGAAGUAUUUUCCAACAUGGAGGGUCUAAAUAGGAGUUUCUUGCUCAAACCAGAUGCAGUUUCAAUUUCUGAUGACAAAGUCUUGCCUGGUGACAAAUCAGAAGCAAAAAAAGAAAGUAAAGAUAAAAUGGAGGUCGAUUCUCAACCUGUCAAUGAAAAAUCAGAACCUAACCAAAGCAUGGAUAUAACAGAAGCUGUGCAGGCUGAAGGACACAUGCCAUUUAUGAACUUUCUACGUUCACUUUCUUCCGAAGAAGGGGACAUUGAACUAAUACAAGCCUCAAACAGCUCGGCACCAGGAGGACUACGCCGCGCCGGUGGUGUUAAGAAAAAACCUCUGGGUGCCAGACCAAAAAGAAACCACGGUCAUAUCGUUGUUAAACAACCUACCGUCGAUUUAGAAAGCAUUCGACGAGUUUACGGUAAAUUCCGUGGCAUUGAAAAAGCCAACAUGGCGUUAGUAAGCAGUCUAGAAUUUUUGUCAUUAGAUAUUGAAGUACAAUUGAAUAUAAUGAGGCAACUCAAAAGCUCAACUGUGAAUUUAAAUGUUUUUGUCAUAAUAAUGGAAAAUCCGUCUCUCCAUUCACCGGAAUAUUUAGAAAUGUCUCUUCCCAGUUUUUGUGGAGCAAUGGCAGCUCUUCCCAUACAAGGACAAGCUGACUUAGCGAGGUGGUGGUCAACGUACGACGCCGAACGCCUAAAAACAAUGGUUCAAUGCUUCCAGCAAUUAAUAACUUUCAAGGUUUUGACGCGAAAACUAUUCAAUUCUGAUUCUGAACACUUAGAUCUUCACAGUAGUGAUGUCGUCACAUCAGCAGUAAAAUGUCUUAAAAUUCUUUACUAUGCAUCGUUACUCGGUGGUGAGAUAGAUAGAGAACAUGAUGAGAGAGGGAGUGUGAACAAUAAAUCAUCCUCUACUCUAGGUGCUUUAUCAUCUGCUAUGGGACUUGAUAAUGAUGAUGACUUGGAUGGAUUUGAUAAAACACAGUGGAAAGAACCAUUGAGUGAUUUGUUGGGAAUAUCUGGCAUUGACUCUGUUAAACCACUUGUUCCUUUUAGUGAAUUUCAAAACGAGAUAUUAAAUGAGACAUUCGAUGUAUACAAUGAUUUCACAAACUACUUGACGGGGAAAACAAAGUCUGAAAAGUUUACUUUCAUGCAUUAUCCGUUUGUCGUAAAUACAGUCAACAAAACAACUUAUCUUUUCUAUGACAAUAAAAUACAAAUGUUAAGUGGUCGAAGAAUGAUGUUAUUGAGUAGUAUACUUCAUGGAUCUGCCGUCAGUCCGUAUCUACGAUUGAAAAUCAGAAGAGAUCAUGUGAUUGAUGAUGCUCUUGUCAGACUUGAGUUGAUUGCAGAAGAAAAUCCUAGAGAUUUAAGAAAGCAGUUGUACGUCGAAUUUGAAGGUGAACAAGGUGUAGAUGAAGGCGGAGUUUCAAAAGAAUUUUUUCAACUCGUCGUCAAUCAAAUUUUUAAUCCUGAUUAUGGUAUGUUCACGUAUAACGAAGACACUCACUUGUUUUGGUUCAGUGCGCACUCAUUUGAAAACAAAGCACAAUUCACGCUAAUAGGUAUUGUGCUGGGUUUAGCAAUUUAUAACAACUGCAUUCUCGAUAUAAAAUUUCCUCCUGUUGUCUAUAAAAAACUACUUGGAAAAAAGGGUCGUUUCGAAGAUAUGAAGGAAUCUCAUCCGUCAUUGUACCAAGGAUUGAAAGGUCUUCUUGAAUAUGAAGGAAAUGUUGAAGAAGAUAUGAUGACAACAUUUAGUAUUGGAUAUCAUGACAUGUUUGGCACUUCAAGAAGUUUUGAAUUAAAACCAGAUGGCAUCAACAUACCUGUCACAAAAGAUAAUAGAAAGGAAUAUGUUGAGUUAUAUACAAACUGGCUUUUAAAUGAAUCAAUAGCAGAGCAAUUCGGUGCUUUUCGACAUGGAUUUGAACUCGUUGUUGCAAAAUCUCCUCUGAAGAAUAUGUUCAGGACUCAAGAAUUGGAAAUCUUGGUUAGCGGUAGUCAGAUUUACGACUUCAAUUCACUCGAGUCAACUUCAGAUUACGAUGGUGGGUUCACUAAAGACUCGCAAUCAGUGAAAGAUUUCUGGUCGGUUGUUCACGAAAUGUCUGAAGAAGACAAAAAGAAAUUGCUCCAGUUCACAACCGGUACAGAUCGUGCACCAGUCGGUGGUCUUUCACAGCUCAAAUUGGUUAUUGCUCGUAAUGGUCCAGAUUCUGAUCGAUUGCCGACAGCUCACACUUGUUUCAAUGUUAUCUUACUCCCUGAUUACAAAAAUAGAGAUAAACUGAAAGAACGACUUCAUAAGGCCAUAACUUAUGCCAAAGGAUUUGGAAUGCUAUAACAUGAAUCAUAAUAUUACUAGUGAGAGAUUGCUGAAUACUCUAGUUAUUAUUAUCUUUUAUUCCGAUUUCUUUAUGCACUUUUAAUGGUAUCCUAUCCAAUUUUUCAUGCAAGAGUGAGUUCCCAGUAAAAAAAUUUGAUUGGCAUUUGCGCAGGUUGAAAUUAAUGCUUCUUAUAUUUUAUUAAAAUUGCUCUUGAUUUGUGAACUAUAACUGGGAUUGACUUAUUUUCCCGGAAUGCAUUUGGGAGCAUAUUAACAAGUUCCAUUAGAAAUCUGUAACCAUAUAUAUCGAAGCUUUGAACGUUUUUGGGUUUGAAUAUAACUUUGGACAUAUUGAUUAAUCUUUCUGUUCAUGAAUAAACUUUCUUGGAGUUGCAA
Messenger RNA from Styela clava, 3549 nucleotides. Its product is annotated as ubiquitin-protein ligase E3A-like. Gene Ontology annotation, molecular function: ubiquitin protein ligase activity. Lineage: Eukaryota; Metazoa; Chordata; Ascidiacea; Stolidobranchia; Styelidae. Gene Ontology annotation, biological process: protein polyubiquitination. The record is from RefSeq and is a predicted model, not a curated record.